Molecule: messenger RNA, 4025 nt
Organism: Toxoplasma gondii ME49
Lineage: Eukaryota; Apicomplexa; Conoidasida; Eucoccidiorida; Sarcocystidae
Exons: 1
Coding region: 597-3086 (829 amino acids)
Cellular component (GO): endosome
Molecular function (GO): phosphatidylinositol binding
Source: RefSeq, a predicted model, not a curated record
CUGGUUAUGUUUUCGUGUGUUUUUUUCGCUGCAUUUGGGUCGAGUUUGUGACUUCUGACACUUCGAAUACCAAUGCCUCUGCCACUUUCUUUCGAAGAUGGAAAGCUGUCACUUUUUCUACUGUUUAGCGACUACAGAAAAAGCUCGUCUCUGCACUUACGCGCGUCACUUUUUUCGCAUGUACCACCGAAAUUCGUUUCUCGUCUUGAUUGCACAAUUGUGUGUAGCAUGAUGACUUCUUUCGUUGACGCCUGACCUUCCGUUUUCCUCCAGUGGUCAUUUUCUUCCGUGUCCUUUUUUGCCGUCAAAUGCUUUUCUGGUGUGUAGCGGACACGGGCAUCGCUGGUCCUUUUUCGCAAGAAAACGAAUCAUUAGAACCCCAUGGUCUUUCGUUGUGUGUAAUUUCGCAUCACUGUCUUUGAGGCACGAACUCUUCCACUGAAUUUUUUUUUACACCCCAGUAGACACCUCUACGUUAUCAUCUGAUGCUGCUAGCAUUCGUGUGGCAUCUCGUGGGCACUCAUGCCUUUUUCCGAGCACUGUUCAAAAAGUAAGGCGCAUGAGUACUGGCAGGCAAGUUUGCUUUUAGUGUUGUCAUGGCGGGUUCUGUAAGUGGUGGAGCGUCUCCUCCUACUGGCCCAGCGUCUUCUUUGCCAUCUACGACGUCUCUCUCUCCUGACACUGGAGGGGCUUCUGUCGGCUCAAUCCCAGGUCUUCCUAAGUACAUUUUGGAAACUCGAAGGAAGGACCUGAAAGGAAAAUCGGGUGUCCCGCCUCAAGUGCUUAAUGAACGAGGAGAGCGGCUGAGUUCUACCGGCGACCCCUGUGUAACGACUGGUGCUCCUGUAAACCAUCCUCAAAGACAAGGUUCAAUCACGGGUUUCUCGAUGGCCGCCAUUGGUCGGCCUGACCCUUUGUCCUUCACUUCCCUUCACAUGCACAGAGGUCCACUCACUUCGUCUUCAGAAGGGGCCCCUUCCUCACAGCGCAGCGUUGGUGAGUGGGACUCUUCCUCAUCUCAUUCGAAGGUCGUAGAAAGGUCAUCAAGAUUCGGGGUUCCCGAUUUGAAGAAGGCACAUGAAGGUGACUCCUUCAUCCAACCUCAGGGAAGCGAGAGGAUAACUUCCGCUGCAGCACCUUCCCCUUACCACGUUGCUCCUCCUGAAUCUUCGUCUUCUUGUAGUCAAGGGUGGAUAGGCGACUGCGACUCUCGCAGGACGAAUGCUUCUCCCGAUUUCCCCCCACCAUCAACAGGAACACAAUCUCCUCGUCACGAUCUCCCGGGUGAGCGAAAGCCGUACAGUGCAUCUGAACGCGCAUCCGUGUCCACUGCUCACCACCCCUUCACGUUGCCGGUUGCCUCCUUAUCCGGCCGUUUAGAAUCUUUCGUAGAUACCUCUGCUAGAAUCAGUUCCUCUCUAACUUUCUGCGAAGGUGUAGGAUCGAGGGCGGCAACAGUGCCCCCCGACCAGUCGAAAGAAAUACCACUCAAUUCCUCGCGCCACCAGAUGGGUUGCCUUCCUUCUUCCUCACACGAAGGUUUCCGCUCAACGAAUGGGGAGUACUUACCAGUGUCGGCCACAUGGGCAGGCCCAAGCACUGGAAACGCUCUUUCAAACGGGGCAACUGCAGUGGAGGGGCGCGACGCAGAACAGCUGACCCGAAUGGACGGAAUGGAAGAUGACGACGACGAUUUUCUCGGGGAUUCCUUUGUUGUUGUAGAAGCUGUUGAAGGCCGAGAGGAGGUUCCUGGAUGUGCUUUUUCUCCUUCCCCUCUCCGCUUCCCGAGUCACUGCUUUUCCGCGGACGGUUUAUGGGACUCAGAAGGGCCUCAUGGGGAUUUCGCUGUUUCUGUCUCCGAUCCUGAGACUCGGUCUACGGGACCUCUGGGGAGAUUUACGCUGUAUCUUGUUAGCGGUCGGACGGUCGCUGGGGCGCCAUUUGCAUGCAGGAAACGGUACAGCGACUUUGAGUGGCUUCGAAUGCAGCUCGUUCAGGCUUUCCCGGGUGUCUUUGUGCCCCCCAUUCCCCGGAAACAGAAGCUCGGACGAUUUGAUAGUUCUUUUGUUGAGAAUCGUCGUCAGGGUCUACAGGAGUUUCUCCAGAGGCUGUUCCGACGUCGCCACUUAGCAAAGUGUUCCGUCUGCGUUGGGUGGUUGACUCGGAGUCCAGAGGGGGGAAUGGACCAGUUCAAGAAGGAGGUUGCCGCUCGCCCUUUGGCUGAGCAGCUUGGGGAAUUUCAAGAGAUCUUCCGAGCGCAGCUGGGCGAAUCUACCGGCCGAGGCACACGCGCAGAAAGCGAUCGGUUCAUUGUAUUCAAGCAGUUUUUGGGAAAACAACUGACAACUCUGGAAGAACUGCACCGCCACUUCAGUCGACUGGCUUCUCUCAGUCGUUCGCAGUUCGGCUGCGUAUCCGCCUUACAGAAUUUACUCAGAGAUGUUUGUUCCAGCGAAGAAAAUCUCUUGAGACAGAUUCCGGAUCUACCGAUUCCAGCGGUACGCUGCGAACUCGCGACUCUCGUGUCUCUGCAGCGGGCUUGCUUGGUCGCAUCGCCCGCACACAACUACGAUGUCAUGCAGCAGGUCGUGGCAAAAGAGUUUGACGAUACGGAGUGCAUGCUGGAAGCAGUCGCCGGACUUGAGCGCUUGGUUCAGCUGAAGCAUCAAGCUCAGGCGCAGAUUGGACGCGAGGAAAACUCGCUUCGACACGUUCUAAGAAGCGCUCGGGGGAGUUGGCUGCAAACUUUUGUGCACCGGAAGGACAAAGAUGCACAGAUCGCAGAGCUCCGUGCUUCCAUUGAGGCUCUCAAGCUGCAGGUUCAAGUCUUGGAACAGUGGGCAGAGGCGUCACGACUCGUUUGGGUAACGAUGGAGAUGCCCAAGCUGGUUACAGCGAAAAGCAUUGCUUUCACGCGGGCAGCACAUGCAUUCAUCGAUCGGCAGCAGCAGCAGUUUCUUCAGGAAGCUCGCAUAUGGCAAGCGUACUGGCUCCGCACUGGCGCCUCUGCGUCCACGGCACUUUCUGAUCAACCAGCGUCACAGCCGAGACGCCCUAGCGAACCGGAGAGUACGCGAAAGCUGUAGAGAGGAACAACGCACUGAGCAAACGUGUGCCGCCAUUUUGGAGGAGAUAUGUUAUAAUUCGACACGCAAUGAGUCAGAAGUGCCAUACUUUUACCGGAUUCAGUGCUUGGCUUUUGAGUGAGAGGGAACUCUCACACGUCCACGCCGUCUCGUAUGUUUGAGCAUGCCCUCUGCUUUUUCUAUCGAUUUUCAUUGGUGUAGGGAGUAUACUUCAGCAUGCGCGUGUGCUUGUGGUGCAGUAACGAGGUGAACGAGGAGGUAUUCAUACCAGCUGAGAGCACUGCCUCGGAUUUCUGUCACGAAAAACGGGCUCAAGUGCAAGGAAUUUGUGCGGUGUCACAGGGGCCAUGAGGAAGAGGGUGUGGAGUCGAAAUCGCAAGUGAGGCAUCCAUGUAGUGGUCGCAUUUCUUUGGUCAGCCGUCUGCCCGAAAUCAGGGAACCCUUUGUUUUUUGGCGUCAAUGCCUUCAGUCAGGAAACUUGUCUGCACCGACUUUUCUGCAGUCGCCACAUGAAAUCCUUUGUAUAAAACUCCAGGUUACCGAUUUAUCAAAAGGGGAGUAUUAUAAUUGACAAGGAAUAUCGGGCUGACGGUUUUGGCGCUGAUGCCUUGCACCUCUAGUGGUUGCCUGUCAGUUUGCCACAACAGUAGAACUAUGCUGAGAACAGUUGUUCGGCUGUCAGAUCCCGAGGAUCAUCUGUAGCUGAACAUUGACAGUGUGAAUAGAUUCGGCAUAGCUACUUAGUUAUCCCGCCAUAUCGCACGUGGCAAUGAUACAAGCGACCGAGCAGGGAUCGGCUGGUACAUGCCUAGACCACGGAUUCAGACGAUAUCCGUCGCCAUUAUUACGAGCGCAUGGACUCCCCGGAAGAAGUAUCCCGCUCUACGGGUGGAGUGGGGGACAUGGGAUCAUGGCGGCCACAAGCGACCGUUCAGACUU